This is a messenger RNA of Prunus mume (Japanese apricot), 1137 nucleotides long. The record is from RefSeq and is a predicted model, not a curated record. Lineage: Eukaryota; Viridiplantae; Streptophyta; Magnoliopsida; Rosales; Rosaceae.
UAAUUUCCUAAUUCCUAUGCUGCGCUAUUAUAUUACCUCAAUCACUCAGAAACCUCAUCUUCUUCCCAGAUUGGUUCACAUAAAAGAUGGAGCCUGCAUUCUAGUGACACCUGGAGGCACGAGUCCCCACUCAUCCCGCCACGUGGCACGCAUCUACCGGUGCAUGCCCCUCUCGAGCUAAUUAAGAUUAGCUUCGCAAUGGUGGAUGAAUGAAUGAACAAACGAAUAUAUGAUCUUUCUGUUCUUCAACAUAAUCUCGACUUGAUCGAUUGGAUUUCUUCCUAGUUUCAUGGCCCUCUAAACACAAAUUAACACUUUUUUAACGUUUAAUAUUUUCACUGGAAAAUUGUGUUUAAACUUCCAAAUCAUUAGUUUCAAUGCCUCGUGUGGUUUCAGAGAAUAAAUAUUUAAUCUCCUCCAUAAUCUUCUUGUUUCAACAAGUGGUGAAGUUGUGGGCAAAGGCAUGCGCCUGUGUUGCUGUCUCCAUCUUCCUCAUAGUUUGCAUCCCCUUUUUGAUCCUUGUGCUUCUACCCUUCUUCACUUCUUUUCUAUGGGCACUUUUUCUUUGUAAGAUCUUGUGUUUUUUCAGAUUGUGCCCGCAAUUUAGAUUUCUAGAAACGAAAAUAUUCUUCAAUUACUUGUCAUGCACUGCAACAAAAUUUAUAGGCAGCAGAAGCAGCACAUCCCAUUUCGAGUGUGAUUAUAAUCACAAGAUUAAUAAUAAUGAUAAUGAGUUAAUAGCCAAGUCUCUUGAGGAUAAGCAGGAGAGCGUUGACUUGGAUCCCUCUGAGCUUCCAUGUCUCUAUGAAUCUGAUUUUGAUAUUGAAGAAGAUCAUCAAGAGAUCAACUGCGAAAGAAGGGUCAAGGAAGGGACGGGUCGUAUUCGCACUUACCAGAAGGAAGGCUCAUGGCAAGUUGUGGUUUCAAAGCCUGCCCCGAGCAAGAAGAGAGAGCCUCAAUCGUUCUAUGAUGUUUUGUCGUUUUGGAAAUGCAAGGAGAAAGGGCAGGAGACAUAGAGGGAAAAAUCCGACAUCUCAUCUCUUGUGUAAAGAUUGUAUAGCUGGCUAGGACUUGUUGUCUUUUUUGACAUUGUGCAGUAAUGUUUAAUGGAUCUCCACCUUUUGUGAUUGUUUUCCA